Messenger RNA from Chlorocebus sabaeus (green monkey), 1659 nucleotides. NCBI's taxonomy places the organism in Eukaryota, Metazoa, Chordata, Mammalia, Primates, Cercopithecidae. The record is from RefSeq and is a predicted model, not a curated record.
AUGCUGCCCGCUCGCCUGCAGUUCAGGCUGUUGACUUUCUUUCGUGGAUUCGCUCCCACGGCAGCGCGCCAUGGCUCGGAGCCGCUCUUGGGGAGGAAGCGGGCUGCCGCCGCCUCCUUCCAGCACUCAUCGAGUCUGGGACGCGAGCUUCUUUAUGACCCUUGGACAGUCGAGGGCUUUGGAGAAGGUGCUGACAUGCAGGAGCGUUUUCUGUUCCCAGAGUACAUCCCGGAGCCGGAGCCGGAGCUCACCCGGCGAGAGCAGUUGCAACAGCUCCAGCAACAGCAGGAGGAGGAGGAGCGACGAGGGCAGCAGCGGCGGGAGGAGCGGCGACAGCAAAACCCAUGGACCAGGCCCCGGGAGCACCCGGUCGUGGGGCACCCGGACGCGGCAGUGCCACCCAGCGGCGUGAACUGCUCGGGCUGCGGGGCAGAGCUGCACUGCCAGGACCCUGGCGUGCCCGGCCACCUGCCCUGCGACAAGUUCCGCACGGCGGAGGCAGACGGCGGGUUGGCGCGGACCGUGUGCCAGCGAUGCUGGCUGCUGGUGCACCACCGGCGCGCUCUACGCCUGCAGGUGAGCCGCGAGCAGUACCUGGAGCUGGUGAGCGCCGCGUUGCGGCGGCCCGGGCCUUCCCCGCUCUACGUGGUGGACCUGCUCGACCUGCCCGACGUCCUGCUGCCCAAUUUGCCCGCGCUGGUGGGCCCCAAGCAGCUGAUCGUGCUGGGAAACAAAGUGGACCUCCUGCCCCAGGAUGCUCCUGGCUACCGGCAGAGGCUGCGGGAGCGACUGUGGGACGACUGUGCCCGGGCCGGGCCUCUGCUGGCCCCUGGCCACCAGGCCACAGACUUCGUCAAGAACGAGCCACAGGACGGGGAGAACGAACCGCCGAACUGUCCCGCACCGUGGUCAGGAGACGUGCGAUCGAUCAGCGCCAAGACUUGGCUAUGGAGUGGAAGAGUUGAUUUCGCCCUUCAGCGCCCCUGGCGCUACCGGGGGGACGUCUACUUAGUGGGCGCCACGAACGCCGGCAAUCCACUCUUUAACACGCUCCUGGAGUCCGAUUACUGCACCGCCAAGGGCUCCGAGGCCAUCGACAGAGCCACCAUCUCCCCUUGGCCAGGUACUACAUUAAACCUUCUAAAGUUUCCCAUUUGCAACCCAACUCCUUACAGAAUGUUUAAAAGACAUCAAAGACUUAAAAAAGAUUCAACUCAAGCUGAAGAAGAUCUUAGAUAUGAAUAAAAUCAGCUUAAUGUCCUGAAAAAGCAUGGUUAUGUCGUAGGAAGAGUUGGAAGGAUAUUUUUGUAUUCAGAAGAACGGAAGGAUACAGUUCUUGAGUUUGAUGCUGAUUCACUUGCCUUGACAUGGAAAAUGAACUCUGUUAGGUGUCACAUAAAAUCCACCAAACAAGUAGAAUUGACUGCACAAGAUGUGAAAGAUGCCCACUGGUUUUAUGACACCCCUGGAAUUACAAAAAGAAAACUGUAUAUUUGGGAAAUCAGUCAGCUUGGUUUACAGUCGCGGGCUUCCAACACCCUCCUGUGCAUAUCACCUCCUUGGACAGGGCAGACACUCUGUAUCAGAAGCAUGCACAAUAAUGCUACUCCAGUUUUUAUCUAUACCUGUGCUGACCGAGAAUAUCUUUCCACCGAAUAA